AUGGAAAUGAAAUUUUGUUCUAAUUGGUAAGCUUUAUUUAGCCAAAAGCAAAUCCCAGAGUCAUCAUUUUUGCUCCACCAAAUUCACUGUGAAAAAAAUAUAUCCCGAUGUGUAUGUGGAAUCUCGAUUCCGAAAUCUGAAAAAUAUUCUCAUGAUAUUCAGUAUCAUACAUUAGUGGAGUGCCAAUAUUGCUCAUAAUAAUAAAGGGAAUCAUUGGAAAGGCUCUCUCCGAGAAAUCUUUAUCCUCUGAUAAGUUUAUUGUUACGGGUUUCAGUUUCUAAGCGACCUUUACCCAGCUAUGUCAGAAACGCCCACCACACAGUGUAGGAGAUAUUGACUAUUUGAUUUUUUUUAGUAGGCAUAGGGUUGCACUUAUUAAUGUUUCCGAGGAGUGAGACACUUAUAAGACAAACUACAGAAGUAUUAAAGAUCAAUAAAACGUAUUUCUUAAGACUUAGUGGAUCAAGUGUUCCGCGUCAUAGUUUCGAAAGCUCUCUAGCCAUAGAUAUAAAAAGGAUAGGACUAGAGAUGUCUCAUGGACGCCAUGAGAACAGAGUCAAAAGGGAGAUUGCAAUUACUGGCUUAAUUAAUACGAACGCUAAAUACUAAUUAAUUAAUAGGCCAAUAUUGCUCAGUAUCAAUGGAAUCUUUCAUCUCCUCGUUUCACCAAUGUGAGAAACAGCCCAAAGUUUGCAAAUUUUGCGAAGGGCAUUUUCCAAUCGAUAUAUAUUCUGAUCACAUCUUUCAAUGUGGAAGUCGAACUGAAUUAUGCAAAGUAUGCUAUAAAUAUAUUCCCCUCCGUGAUUAUAACUAUCAUACACAAGAAAUUGAUUGUAGGCAAUAUCAGAUGAUACAAAAUAAAAUAUGUCAUUUAGAAAGAGAAGACCAAGACAAAGAGCUGGCUUUUGCGCUAGCUCAAAUCAAAGAAGCAGAAGAAGCUGAAACAAACUACAAGCUUCGCAGUGCAGCGCUAAAACAGACGAAUUCAGCAAGAACUUCACAGGCUAAAGGUGGCGACUAUGCAGAAUUCCUUAAAAAAAUAAGAGAAGAGCCAAGAACUAUGAACGAAGAGUCAAAAGAAAAUAUAAACUCUGAUGAUAUUUUAUAG
This is a messenger RNA of Blepharisma stoltei, 1108 nucleotides long. NCBI's taxonomy places the organism in Eukaryota, Ciliophora, Heterotrichea, Heterotrichida, Blepharismidae. The record is from the annotation of a GenBank genome assembly.